GCGGCGGCGGCGGCGGGCGGCGCCCCCGGGCAAUAUGUUCAAGAGAAUGGCAGAGUUCGGGCCUGACUCCGGCGGCAGGGUGAAGGGCGUUACCAUCGUGAAGCCGAUCGUGUACGGCAACGUCGCGCGGUAUUUUGGGAAGAAGAGAGAGGAGGAUGGCCACACUCACCAGUGGACGGUGUACGUGAAGCCGUACCGGAACGAGGACAUGUCUGCAUAUGUGAAAAAAAUUCAGUUCAAGUUGCAUGAAAGCUACGGUAAUCCUUUAAGAGUUGUUACCAAACCACCAUAUGAAAUCACCGAAACAGGCUGGGGUGAAUUUGAAAUAAUCAUUAAGAUAUUUUUCAUUGAUCCAAAUGAAAGACCUGUAACUUUAUAUCACUUGCUGAAGCUUUUUCAGUCGGAUACCAAUGCCAUCCUGGGGAAGAAAACUGUAGUUUCUGAAUUCUAUGAUGAAAUGAUAUUUCAAGAUCCUACUGCAAUGAUGCAGCAGCUGUUAACAACGUCUCGUCAGCUAACACUAGGUGCUUAUAAACAUGAAACAGAGUUUGCAGAUCUUGAAGUAAAAACGAGGGAGAAGCUUGAAGCUGCCAAAAAGAAGACUAGUUUUGAAAUUGCUGAGCUUAAAGAAAGACUAAAAGCAAGUCGUGAAACCAUCAACUGUUUAAAGAAUGAAAUCAGAAAACUUGAAGAAGAUGAUCAGUCUAAGGAUAUGUGACAAGUGCUGACUUGAGUGUGUACUGAAAAUGGAAAGAUUUCAGUCAUGGAAUUGUAUGAGUUCUCUUCAGUUCUGUAACUGAGACUAUGAGAAUUUCACUGACAAAUGAUUGAAGUUUGUGGCAAUCAACUCCAUAAAUGGAAGAAAAAAGAAAGAAUGUAUCCUUGUUUUAUAGUUAAAAUCUGUGGGUACUUAACGAUUUUUUUCAAGUGGAAGUGGUCUUGAAGACCAGACUACUUUUUCUUUGAAAACUGCAUUUGAGUCGUGUAUGAAAACUUUGUAUUAAGUCUUGUAUUAGUUCAAUGUGAUUUUACAAAAUGCUGGUGUUUACUUUUUUUACUUUUUUUUUCUACUGAUUGUUUAGACAUGCAUCUUUAAAGCUAAAAAUAAAAUAUGCAGUUUUUUAUUUUA
Melozone crissalis (California towhee) is the source of this 1129-nucleotide messenger RNA. RefSeq names its product YEATS domain containing 4 (gene YEATS4). The record is from RefSeq and is a predicted model, not a curated record. Bases 35 to 718 code for a protein of 227 amino acids. Gene Ontology annotation, biological process: regulation of DNA-templated transcription. The transcript is spliced from 7 exons. Lineage: Eukaryota; Metazoa; Chordata; Aves; Passeriformes; Passerellidae.